AUGCCGACAGGCCCACAAUGGAAGGCCCGGCGUCGUUUACUCCAGGAUCUGAUAGCACUCAAAUUCCUCAACAACGUCGCAGCCCCAAAUAUUUAUAGAAGCGCAACCCUGCUACUCGAUCUCUGGAAGAAGAAAGCAGAGCUUGCCGACGGAAAGCCUUUUUUAGUAGAGCACGACCUCUUCUUCGCCGCCCUCGAUGCAAUUGAUGAGAUCAAAUCUCUAGCCAAUUCCGACUCUCGAGUUUUGCAGCUGCGACAAGCCGCAACGGAUGGUAAAGCUGUCGACUUUCCUAUUGCCGCCGUCCACCCUGCCCUGGAGGCUAUGUUGCAUACUAUAGAUAGUGUGGAGGUGGUGAUUGCAACUGGGUUCCCGAAGCUUGCAUGGUUUAUCAUUGGACUCCUUCCACAUAUCAGCCGUAGACGGGCAGUACGAGACGAGUUGGUUGUAAACCAGGUUUUCCACGCAAUGGAUCGAUUCAACACCCUUGGCAAGCAACACGACGAAGAUACGCAUGUCAAAUCAGCAGUAGAUUUCAUGGUUUCAAGGCAAGUUGGCCUUGCACAGAAAGACAGCAGUCUUGCUUCAAAUUGGCUAGAGGCUAUGAGAGAUGAGAUCAUCGGAUUUAUUGUCGCUGGUCAUGACACAACGAGCACGACGAUGUGCUGGAAUCUCAAGUUCAUAUCAGACAACCUAGAUGUCCGAGAAAAACUUCUCAAAAGCCUUCGCAUUGCCCAUACAGCUGCUGUCACCGAGCAUCGCCUCCCCACUCGCAGCGAGAUAUGUAACACAAGCAUCCCCUAUCUGGACGCUGUUAUCGAGGAGUCGCUGCGUCUCAGCCACCCCGGAAUCUUUCAGGAUCGGGAAAGCACAGAGGAUACUCUUAUCCUAGGCUACUAUAUUCCGAAAGGUACUCAUAUCAUGAUGACAAACAAAGGUCCUAGCUUCACGGAGCCAGCACUAGAUAUUGAAGGUAUCCGCAGCCCGACAUGUCAAGCGGCAGCCCAAGAACAUGGAUUCCGAGCCUGGGAUGGGGAGAGAAUGGACAAGUACAAUCCUGAGCGUUGGCUUGUGCUAGAUGAUAAUGGCAGAAUGAAGUUUAAUUCGACAGCAGGACCAGCUCUCCCAUUUGGUCUCGGCCUUCGAGGAUGUUUUGGAAGAAAGCUGGCGUAUCUGGAGCUCAAAAUGUUGACCACUGUUUUGGUUUGA
This is a messenger RNA of Bipolaris zeicola 26-R-13, 1206 nucleotides long. RefSeq lists its product as uncharacterized. The coding region runs from base 1 to 1206 and encodes 401 amino acids. The transcript has 3 exons. The record is from RefSeq and is a predicted model, not a curated record. Gene Ontology annotation, molecular function: iron ion binding; oxidoreductase activity, acting on paired donors, with incorporation or reduction of molecular oxygen; monooxygenase activity. NCBI's taxonomy places the organism in Eukaryota, Fungi, Ascomycota, Dothideomycetes, Pleosporales, Pleosporaceae.